Melospiza melodia melodia is the source of this 534-nucleotide messenger RNA. RefSeq names its product proline-rich protein HaeIII subfamily 1-like. The transcript has 5 exons. Bases 1 to 459 code for a protein of 152 amino acids. The record is from RefSeq and is a predicted model, not a curated record. NCBI's taxonomy places the organism in Eukaryota, Metazoa, Chordata, Aves, Passeriformes, Passerellidae.
AUGUCCCCAUGUCCCCAGGGCGCAGCCGUGGUCCCUCAGCGAGGAGCAGCAGCAGCGCUGGGCGCGGAUCCUGGCCCGGCACGCGGCGGCGGCCGCCCGGACGCUCACCCGGCUCUUCCUGGUGCAGAGCGUGCCCGAGUCCCUCAAGUUCGCCUUCCUGUUCUACCUGCUGACCUACGUGGGGGCCGCCUGCAACGGGGUGACACUGCUGGCAGCGGGUGUCGUCAGCGCCUUCACCUUCCCCGUGCUCUACCGGCGCCACCAGGCCCAGAUCGAUCAAUACCUGAGCCUGGCCCGGGGCCACCUGAGCCAGCUGCGAGCCAGGGUCCUGGCCAAGCUGCCAAGUGCCAAAGUGAAGCCGCAGUGACACCGCUGUCCCGCUGUCCCCGCCCCGAGGUGACAAUGAGGAGGGGGGCGUGGCCACGGGGAGGAGGCCACGCCCCAUUCGCGUCCUUUUAAUUUAAAAUUAAUUUAAUUUAGUUUUAUUUUAUUUCAUUCUUGUCCUUCCAGUUUAAUAAAAACUCUUGUGACAAA